Molecule: messenger RNA, 5343 nt
Organism: Meleagris gallopavo (turkey)
Lineage: Eukaryota; Metazoa; Chordata; Aves; Galliformes; Phasianidae
Source: RefSeq, a predicted model, not a curated record
ACCGCAGGCGGGGGCUUCAUUCGGGUGCAGCCAGCUCUGUUAGCGGUGUUUCAAAUGUGCGCCUGUACAGCCUUGUCCCAUCAGCACGGCAGCGUCUGCUCUGUGCUUCAUCCUCGGUCCUCACCGCAUUGAUUUGCAUCUGUCUGUUUUGUAGAGUGAGAUGAAACAUUUCCAUGUAUCCCAGUAUCUGUACAGAAUAACCCCGACGCAUCCAAACGUAAGGUGGAUAUUAUCUCAAUUAGUUACAUUUCAAGCAUUAGAGCUGCAUGACUUGUGCUGGCAGAAGGGCUGUGCCCGUGACAUUGUGUCUCGGAGCAAGCCCCCUGCUAAUUAUUGGUGCUAAAUCAAGCCUCAGGUUUGCCUGUAGGAGCCCUGACUUGCUGAUACUUGGACUGUACCAAGCUAAUACCCUGGGCAUCUGGUUUAACCGAAAAUAUCAAACCACUGUGAAUCUCUUCUGCCCCAGACAGAGCACUGAUGUGAUCCUAUCUAUGCCGUUAAUUGGUUCUGCAUUCCUGAGUAAUGCUCAUCUCCAUUUCCAGUCUACCUAACCUUAGGUACUUGCAGUAACCACGCUGUGCAGCGCCGGUCCUGCUCUGUGUCAGUGUGCACUCAGUGCAUGGAGGCACCACAGCUGUGCAGAUAUGGGCACUCCACGCCUGAUGCUGUGGGCAGGGUGGGUGCUCACAGCCCCUGUGCUUCUGUUCUGAGGCAGUGAUGCCCAGCUGCCAGCACAGCCAUCAGGAGCUGCGAGGCUGGCAUGGCCUUUUGUUAGGAGAGCGUCUCCUCUUGACGUGGAUACUUACGGUGAAAUAUGAAGAGUAUGUAAAGCAAUAGGUUGUGGUAACUGCCAUGUGAUACCUGGAAAGGGUGAGGGAAAGAAUGAUCAGGAAAGCAAAAUGAUGCUUUCAAAUGUCCGUGAUCAGAACAAGGCUGGUUUUAAAACCAUUAGAAAAGAAUACAAAUGCAAGUGUCCCCACAGAUGGCUAUUUAGGCUGGCUGUUAGGAACACAGUUUAGCAUUAGGUAACGAGAUUGUUUUACCCCACCUGACACUUGGUCAGCAUUAGCAAAUUACAAAGAAAAGUUUUCAUUUGGGUCUGGAAACCCCACCAAAUGCUGCCUAACAGAUAACCAUCAUCCAAAAUGCUACUUCCAGGCCAAGCUCUGGACAUCCCCUCCAAACUGCUCAGCCUUCAAAGAGACGUGGCUUUGUCCCCAGUGCAGAGGCUUCUUGGCAUAUGCCAGCUCUGCUGCUCUGAGCAUUGUGCAUUUUUCAUUUCUUCUGGGUUGAAAUGAGAAUUUCCAUCCCAGGAAGCUUUCCCCACCCGAAACGUGUUUGCAGAGCAUACUAUAUGGGUGGGGAAACUGAUAAGAUCCUCUCACAGGCUUCCCCAGUUAUCGACUUUGGUCAGAUCAUCAUCUACACCAACAACCUGAAAAUCAUCCGUGCACCAAUGAACCAGAGAGAGCUUAUGAGAAGGAUCGUCCAGACAGAGGGGGUGAGCGACUGGGCCUUUGUGUACAGGGAAAGGAGAGAAAGAAUUGGUGCUGGACAUAAAAAGGAUGUGGAAAAGAAGGCUGUCUGCAAGCAGUAUGUGCAGGAAAGAGGUGCUGAGCGCACUUGCUCCCAGUGCAAAGGAUCAGGCUGUGCUCCUUGCUCGCUGUGCCAUGGCAGCAAGUUUUCAAUGCUGGCAAACAGAUUCAAGGAGUCCUACAGGGCUCUGCGCUGCCCAGCCUGCAACGAGAGCGGCGUGCAGCCCUGCCAGGUCUGCGCUGCGUGAUGGAGCUGCGCUGCACCCGGGUCUGCUGGGAGCUUUGCAUUAUUUCACUUCAAGCAGCUCUGCUCUAAUGGGAACUUUUUAAAGGUGGAGAAGUACCUUACGUGAGUUCGCCGUAAGUACGAACACAGCACCUCUGCUCCAUGCCGUUCCUCUUGUCUGUUGCACACAUUUGCUCAAUCAGAGCCCUGUCCUGCAAACGCACUGCGUGCAGCCCUGUGGGGUGAACGCAGCCACGUGAUGUGAUCUGCACGUGGGGGCUGAGACCCUGCAGGACUGCAGCCGGCACCGGGAGCUCACGUGGGCAGUGCCUGCAGCACUGCUAUGGCAGCAGAAGGCAGCAGCAGUGGGCACAGCUGGGGGUGGGUCUGCGCGACAGCAGCACAGAGCGGUGCCUCCUCUGGGCUUUAAUUUGCUGAACGCGUUAACAUCACGCCAUCGUUUGUAAUUACCUCUGAACUCGUGGUGUCACGAGCUUUUCCUGAAGAUUUUGCUGAUUCUUACAUCUGUUUUAAUGGACACAACGAUUCUUUUGGGGUUUGGCUUAUGGGGGGAAACUGAAAACUUUUCCCAAAUCAGGAGCCAUAGAAAUGUACAGUAAUUUAUCAUUACAACUAGAAACGAAUAAGCUUUUAGCCUGCUUAGGAGGAAGUGCUGAACUGAAAUUCCCCUCUCCACUGCUCAGCACUUUUCUGGAUCGGGCUGGCAGCGAGCAGGACUCCAGUUGCCCAAUGUUAAUCCCAUGAUGUAAUCUGCAGAAGGUAAACUCUAAUUAGUUAAGGUGGAGCAGAGAUGCUGAGUUCUUUGCAGGCUGCCCCUGGUGGUGCAGAACGCACAGGAUUCGGGAGGUGGAAGCAAAUGGGGGAAACGUGUUGUGUGUUUUUUUCUCCCCGAAGCCCUAAAUCAUUGCGCUGCAUAUUCAUGAGCAAUGCUAAGGCUGCAUUAACUUGCACCUUACCGGUGAGACUGAUGAGCUCAGCGCUGCCCACCUGCGCCGUGCUGAGGCUGCAGGCCCGGCUCACUGCCAGCUUUCUGUUUGCUGAUGGCUGCGAGGUUUCUCCAAACUGCUUCAACGGUUGGAAGCCCUCACAGCCCUCGGACUUCCACUGCUGGACCGCUGGAUUUUCUUAGCGGGGACUAAUGAUUUAAUUUUCAAACAAAGCGCACAAAAACGCAGCUGAUACUCGUUCCGCUCCAUUUAUCGCUUUGGGAUCUGCGGUGUGAAUACCGCAGCCCUUCGGCUGUUGGUGAGGGCAGAGGAAUCCUCGCGACUCCGAGAGCGACCGGAGCGCUCAGCCCCGCAGCGGCCGUUUGAUCCCUGCGGGCCGGCAUCAAAGCUCUGCGGUGAGAACAAAGCAGCGGGCGGAGCCGCUGCCUGAUCCUUCAACGUUGACGGCAGAGCUGAUGCAAGCGCUCGUCGCUGGGGUCACUGCUGCCUGCAGUGACUGCGCUGCUCUCGGCAGCCGUGCGGCCGGGCUGUGGGUGGCGGAUAAAGGCGGUGAUGUGGGGCUGCUGGUCGGACGCGGAGCCGAGCUCCUCACUAAGGGUCCCUGCAGCGCCGUUAUGGCCCCUAACGGGAACCGGGAUGUCCUCUGUGUGAAACCCCUACCUGGGCAAAAUCCGAAUUUCCUCAUGGGCUGAAAUGCCAGAACUUUGGUACACGUGCUUAGCCUAGAAUCUUUUAUUGAUCGUCUGUUUCUCUUAAUCGUUUACAGCUGCUCUUUUAUUUCCCUAGAACAGGGCCGUGGCAAAGAUACAUUUAAGGUUUUCUUUCUCUCUCUUUCUUUCUGUCUGUCUUUCCAAAAAAAGCAAACCCUAUUGCCUUUGUCCUGCUGUAGGAAUCCUGGGCCGUGUCUCCCCGCUCGGGCAUCGCACCCGCUGACAGCCCGGCUUACACUGCCACGCUAUGGCUGCCUGUGGAUGUGCUCUGAAACAGACCUGCAAACCUUUGAGCAAACUUGGGAGGGACGGCAGGGGCUGCCCUUUGCUGGUUCUCCUGGCAGCUGGAGGUCGGGGAGAAGCAGGGCUGCUUUAUUUCACUGUGGAACACAUGAGCCGGCAUAGGAAUGCAAAUAGAAAUCGUAUUCAGUGUUAAAUAAGAAGGGCAGUUGGAGGUGAGUAGUGAGGCUAAUUAUGACAGCCAGAGGCGCAGAGCAGAAAGGUUAAAAUAAUCCACAUUUCCAUGUGCCAGCAAAGUGCAUCACUUGCUUUUAACCAGAAACUCUGUAUGACUGAAGGGAGGAUUGCCACAGUUGCUCACAAACGCCACAGUUAAAGCUGAUUCCAGCGCUCCUGCUUUUGUUCUUCCUGCCGGGUUCUGUAGGUGGAAGCACGGGGUGCUGCAGGGAGGCACAGCUGUUCUCAGAGCCCGAAGUCAGACAGGCGGUUCGUGGGGCUGCGUCCAUCCCUUCCUGCCCACACGCACCCCUCGCACUGCCUGCACCGCAGCAUUUGUGCCUCUGCUGCUGGAACAUUGUUUUCAAUUCCCAUUUAUUCCCAACUACCACCUCUGCAACACAAUCAUAACGUGAAGGAACCUGGAGAGGUUUUGCAGUGUCACCACUUCAUUUCCUUGGAGUUGAAAAAGAAAGAACUGGGAUAUUUAUGCAUUUAAACGUUAUUAUAUUUUGCAAGUCUUUGAAGCUGUCAGUUUGAUUUAUGUGGGCUCCAUUUGAUUUUGCUGUAAAACCAGCCCUUCUCUGCUUCGAAAUAUUUCAUUUUUAUACAAAUCAUUACGUGUAACCUGCAGUGAUUUCUUUCUGCUGCUGAACACAGCGCUGCUGUUAAAGGCCUGCUAUUUCCCCCAAGUAACUUCUAAGAAACAUCACUGCGGAUGAAAACUGCUGCUUCUGAUAAGUGAUGGCACACAUUCCCAUUAGGAGAGGCAUGAGGGGUCUUAAUUCCCUGGAUUCAGCAUAAUGAGUAAUGGAAUCAAUUCUGUUUGUUGUUUCUUGUGGAAAGCAAUCAAUACAUUUGCAGGAAGAGCGAAUGAGAACAGAAAUUACUGAUUUUAAUUGUCUGUUUUUGCUAGUGGAGGAUGGGAUGCUCCAGCUCCGGUGAGCGGUGGGAUGCAGCAGAACGUGGCUGUGCUCGGGCACUGCUGGGCGGGGGCUGCGGGGCGGUCCGGGUGCGGGACUCUGUCCUGAGCGGCCACUUCUGGUGCUGGGGCACGGGGGAGGUGUGUGAGCCUGGAGCUGUGGCACUUGGGGACAUGGUUAGUGUGUGUGUGCUUGGGGUGGGUUGGGGUCGUGCUUGGUGAUCCGAGGGGCCUUUUCUAGCCUUAGUGGUUCUGCAAUUCUGUGAGGCGCUCUGCAUCCGUGCAGUGGGCUCAAAAAACACUCCUGACCGCCAGCUGCGGUAAAAAAAAGUCAUUUCGGUGGUACCGAUGGCUUAAAGACAGUCGCUCUGCGGUUCAAUGCUGAGGAUUUGUUUGGGGACCUCUCGCAGUGAUGGAGUCAGAUGUAAGCGGGCCGAUCUGGAGCCCUCCGUGGAGCUGCUCAGGAGCAGAUGGCCCGGGCAGCCCUCUGCGGGGAGCCGAGCCGAGCCGAACCGAACCGAGCCGA